ACUGCAGGGUUAAAUAUAGUCGUGAGUAAAGCUUAUCACAAGACUUUGUUUACAAAGAUAAAGUUGUGCUGAAAUUAGUUUAAGCGUCUUUAUCAAACUUAACCGAAGUAAAUGUACUCAGGAGUAAAAAUUCUUUGUUUUCGGAAACGUGCUGAAAAAUAGGGUAGUAAAAAAAUAUUUCUGCACUGGUGGGAACAUUGCUGUGAGUAGUAAAUUUGUCAACUGCCAAGAGGUUAGUACGUGGAGCGUGCCGUAAAGGUGUGAUAGUUGUCGGCAUAGUUUAUUUCAAGAUGUCAAAAAGAACAGCUCCAACCGCAAAUGUAGACCUUGGGCAAAGAAGUCCAUCAAAAGACACAGAAAAAGCCCAGGCUUCCAAAGACAGUACUGAUGACCUUAAGAGUAUUACGGUCACACAUGUAACUGAUUUAAAGGUUAAAGUUGGUGAUAAGGAGGUAACUAUAGCUUACAGAGAAACAAAAUGCGAUGACGCCAAACUUAAUGUGUUAUUUUUGCAUGGACAGUCAUUCAAAUCGGAAACCUGGGCCAGUGGUCCAAUGUGGACACUACAGCUUUUAUACAAAACUGGAGGUUUCAGGGCUGUAGCCAUAGAUUUACCAGGGUAUGGUGACAGCCCUCCGGCUGUUGUGGACGGAGCAACAUUGAUUCAAGAAGUUAUACAUACUCUGAAACUGGAUAAGCCGGUGAUUGUGAGUCCGUCAAUGAGUGGAGGCUUCUUCCUGCCUUACAUGUUUAAAGAUCCUGAGAAUAUCAGAGGAUUUGUACCAGUAGCUCCUGUAGGGACAAAUAAGUACAAACCAGAAGAGUAUAAAAAGUUAAAGAUACCAACUCUCGUGAUAUACGGAGAAAGAGACAAACAUAGAGGGGCAAUGUCAAGAAAUGUCCUAGAGAAUUUGCCAGAACAUACAACAGUGGAAGUGCCGGGAGCUGGACACGCAUGCUAUAUGAACAAUCCUGAUUUUUUUCACAAACAUUUUAUUGAAUUUCUGAAAAGUUUAAUGAAAUGAGAAAUUGAUGCCGUGUUUGCCUCUGCGCAUAAAACUCAGCGGUAUCUUAAUGAUAGAAGGGUUGAUAGUUUAUAUUUGUACAUACAGGUAAAUCUGUACAUGCAUGAUUUUGUAAGCAUCUACAGUGUAAAAGUUUGAAACACUGCAUCAACUAAAUUUUGGUGAGUUUAGUUUAAACAUAUUUUAUUGCAUGUAAAACAUAUAUUUAUAUAAUGACAGCAGAGGUAGACAUUAACAGUCAAUGAAAUUAUAGCAAUAAGGUCGAGCUUCGAGUUCUGCCAACAUCAGUAAACAGCCCUUCCCUUAAAUCUAGCUGACACGUUUUAUGUAACGCUUUUAAACCGAAUUUCAUCAUGUAAGACCUUUCAGGUUUUCAUAUAGUAAGCAAAUAAGUAAAUUUAUCGGAUGUUCUUUAGCAGAAGCUUCAUGAAAUAAUUAUAAUUAUGUAUAUACAUAGGGAUUAAUUAUAUAUAUGAAUAAAAGUACUCAUAAAAAUCUCAACAUCUCUGUUUUAUACUGUAAAAUCAUUUCAUUUUGUGGGCGCGAACUUCUAUUGUUUUUGCCAAGAUGGCUGCUAGUAUUUUGUGUGGAUAUAAAUUUGUGGAUUCAAAGUUUUUAAAAUAUGUAAAUGAAAGGUGGAUUUAAUUUCUUUGCUCUAGGCAUCCAUGAAAUCCACAUCUGUUAAUCCCUCAAGAAUGUUAAUUUUUCACAAUGUCGCUGUUUUAUAUUUAUUAUGCCCCCCUUUGAAAAAGGAGGGGUAUAUUGUUUUGCAGAUGUCGGUCGGUCUGUCGAUCGGUCGGUCGGUCGGAAUGUAGACCUAUCCGUUUCCGGAUGAUAACUCAAGAACGCUUAGGCCUAGGAUCAUGAAAGUUGAUAGGGAGGUUGGUCAUCACCAGUAGAUGACCCCUAUUGAUUUUGAGGUCUGUAUGUCAAAGGUCAAGGUCACAGUGACCCUGAAUAGUAAAACGGUUUCCGGAUGUUAACUCAAGAACACUUGGGCCUAGGAUCAUGAAAGUUGAUAGGGAGGUUGGUCAUCACCAGCAGAUGACCCCUAUUGAUUUUGAGGUCAGUAUGUUAAAGGUCAAGGUCACAGUGACCCUGAACAGUAUAACAGUUUCCGGAUGAUAACUCAAGAACGCUUAGGCCUAGGAUCACGAAAGUUGAUAGGGAGGUUGGUCAUGACCAGCAGGUGACCCCUAUUGAUUUUGAGGUCAGUAUGUCAAAGGUCAAGGUCACAGUGACCAGGAACAGUAAAAUGGUUUCCAGGCAAUAACUCAAGAACGCUUGGGCCUAGUGUCAGGAAAAUUGAAAGUUAGGUUGGCCAUGACCAGCAGAUGACCCCUAUUGAUUUUGAGAUCAGUAUGUUAAAGGUCAAGGUCACAGUGACCCUGAACAGUAAAACAGUUUCCGGAUGAUAACUCAAGAACGCUUAGGCCUAGGAUCACGAAAGUUGAUAGGGAGGUUGGUCAUGACCAGCAGGUGACCCCUAUUGAUUUUGAGGUCAUAAGGUCAAAGGUCAAGGUCACAUUGGCCAGGAACAGUUAAAUGGUUUCUGAUCUUCUUGUCCAAAACCAUAGGGCCUAGGGCUUUGAUAUUUGGUAUCUAGCAAAAUCUAGUGGUCCUCUACCAAGAUUGUUCAGAUUAUUUCUCUGGGGUCAAAUAUGGCCCCACCCCUAGGGUCACAUGGUUUAUAUAGCCUUAUAUAGGAAAAAGCUUUGAAAAACCUCUUGUCCAAAACCACAGGGUCUAGGGCUUUGAUAUUUUGUAUAUGACAUCAUCUAGUGAUCCUCUACUAAGAUUAUUCAAAUUAUUCCCCAAGGGUCAAAUAUGGCUCCGUCCUUUGGGUCACAUGGUUUACAUAUACUUAUUUACAGUGUGCAUAUAAUUUCUGUUCCUUGUGCAAUUACUAAAUGCAUCAAGGGGGGCAUUUCGUGUUCGACGAGCUCUUGUUACAUAAUCAUUUGGAGUUAUGCACAUAAUUAUUUGGAGUUAUGAACACACUGGUGUUUUUUGUGUUUUUUUUUAAAUUGUUGUUUGUGCACUUUCUGUAUUUUAUGUAUUUGACAAGAUAAUUAUAUAUGUAAAUAUUUAUUAUGGAUAUUGCAAUGUUGCAGAAAUUUAAGAGCUAUUCUUCAUCUUAUUUUUAAAUUAGUAUAGUUGAUAAAAUAACCGUGACAUAAGUUUUAACUUUAUUGUGAAAUAUUAGGAACUGCGGUUUGAAAUGUCAAUAUAUUUUGCAGAAUGUUGUUUGCUGUAGAUCUAUUACUUAUAGAGUUAGAAAGUCGCCAUAUGACCUAUAACUCAACAGAAACAAAAAACGAAACAAAGUUAAGAGGCAUUGACUUGACAGUGUGCAUAUUUUCAUAUAGAUGUGCCUAUAUUGAGUGAUACAUAUGUAUAAAAAAAAAAUCUUCAUGACAGUUAAAGAAUAGAAAUUACCAAAAUAUGACUUCCUAAGACAAGUGGCUGUUUAAUAGAGGUGACCACUUACACAGGUUUGACUAUAUGAUGAAAUGGCAUAAUGAACAGUUUAAUAUACAAUGAAAUAGAGGACAGGUUGUAAAACUGAAGUUAAAGCAAGAUAUACAAUAUGUGAGAAUGUAUAUCUUACAGGGUAAAUAUGAUAUUUGUGUAAAAUCAAAAAUCGUUACAUGUAGUUUCAAAACUUUUGUUUCAAAGAUACUUUAGGGAACAGAUAAUGAUCACUCAAGACAUGUGUAUUUGUAGAUAUAAUUGUAUUUAAUUUAUGCUGGCAUCUUCUAGAGAGUCCUGUCAAAGUUUGGUGUUAUCAAGCUUUUCAAAAAGCUGUAAAAUUCACAUACUUCAGAUUUAUAUUACUAGCUAAUUAACAGGUAAUUUAUUUGGACAUUGCAUGCAGUGAUGUAUAAAGGAGGGCUUAUCAAGAAGUUUUUUUUAUUGCUUUGUUGUUGUUGUUGUUGUUGUUUUUUUUUAUUUAAUGAUAAACAGAUAUUUUUCAUUCUUUUUCUAUACCUGUAUUGUAAUAUCAGAUACCUUAGCAUGAGGGUAAUUUUACAAAACCUAGAAACAUUCAUUAUUUUCAAUAUUCAAUAUUAUAAAAACCAUAAAUUGUUCAUGUCAUUAAUAGUAUUGACAAUGGAGAUUUGAAAAGAAAAAACUCUUGUGAAAUAAUCUAGAAUACUAAAUAAUAUAAGAAUUAUUCCUUCAUAAAUAUUUUUGGUUUUACGAUAGAAUGGAUUGUGGCUAGCAGAAGGGUCGUCAGAACUAAUCUAUCACCAGCACGUCUUCAGAUCCAAAGCGUAGCGCUAAUUGGAGAUGUACUUUAGUCAGACUGCACAUAGCUAAAACUGGUGUAUAUAUUGUAUAUGUGAGGGUUGUUAAGCUACUUCGGUUAGAUUUUUAAAUAUUGUGUAUUACUAUUUAUAAAUAUUGUUAUGAUGAUUAUUGUGCAAGUAAAACUUUAAAACAGUUGAAA
Molecule: messenger RNA, 4479 nt
Organism: Mercenaria mercenaria
Lineage: Eukaryota; Metazoa; Mollusca; Bivalvia; Venerida; Veneridae
Product: protein ABHD14A-like
Exons: 7
Coding region: 291-1025 (244 amino acids)
Source: RefSeq, a predicted model, not a curated record